Messenger RNA from Daucus carota subsp. sativus, 1415 nucleotides. RefSeq names its product caffeoylshikimate esterase. Gene Ontology annotation, molecular function: lipase activity. The transcript has a single exon. NCBI's taxonomy places the organism in Eukaryota, Viridiplantae, Streptophyta, Magnoliopsida, Apiales, Apiaceae. Gene Ontology annotation, cellular component: membrane. The record is from RefSeq and is a predicted model, not a curated record. Bases 150 to 1106 code for a protein of 318 amino acids.
AUUCUGGUUAAAACAAGACUGAAAAAAAAUCUUGAUCAUUUUCGCCAAAUAACCCAACAACCCAGCAGCCCAAUUUGAAGGCGAAAGUUAUCUCUUAAGUCUCAACAAAACCAUCCAUCAAACAAACCGAACUUGAGCAAAAGAAAAGAAUGGGGGAAGAAGAAAAAGAAGCCUCAAAACCCCAUCUCCAUUACUGGGGAGACACACCAGAAGAAGACUACUACAAACUCAAAAACAUCAAAUCCACCAAAUCUUAUUACACAUCACCAAGAGGCUUAUCUCUCUUCACUAGAUCAUGGGUACCUAGUACAACCCCUCCACGUGGCAUCAUCUGUAUGGUUCAUGGUUAUGGUAAUGACAUUAGUUGGACAUUCCAAGGCACUCCAAUCUACUUAGCCCAACAUGGGUUUUCUUGUUUUGCCUUGGAUCUUCAAGGCCAUGGCCAAUCAGAAGGCCUCAAGGCCUUUGUGCCCAACGUUGACUUUUUAGUCAACGACUGUGUCUCAUACUUUUCUUCAGUUAUUACACAAACCCCAGAACUGAAACACCUCCCUAAGUUCUUGUUUGGUGAAUCAAUGGGUGGUGCUAUUUGUUUGUUGAUUCAUUUUCAGGCUCCUGAGCUCUUCAAUGGAGCAAUUUUGGUAGCACCCAUGUGUAGAAUCUCAGAUAAAGUUAAACCAAAAUGGCCUAUUCCUGAAGUUUUAACUUUUAUUUCAAGAUUUGCACCAACAUUGCCUAUUGUCCCAACUGCAGAUUUAGUUGAAAAGUCUGUUAAAGUGCCCGAGAAACGGGUGAUCAGCGGUAUGAACCCGAGGAGAUAUAAUGGGAAACCAAGAUUAGGCACUGUGGUUGAGUUGCUUAGAGUCACUGAUUAUGUUAGUAGUAAAUUAAUUGAUGUUAAUCUUGGGUUUAUCGUGUUACAUGGUAGUGCAGAUGUUGUUACUGAUCCUGAAGUGAGUAGAGAAUUGUUCGAAAAGGCUAAAAGUAAAGAUAAGACUAUAAAGAUUUACGAGGGGAUGCUUCAUUCUUUGUUGUUUGGGGAGACUGAUGAGAAUGUUGAGAUUGUGAGGAAUGAUAUUUUGACAUGGCUGAAUGAUCGUUGCUGAUGGAAAUUCAGGCAGAGGUAUUAAAAUCAUAUGUUGUUGAGUAUCAUGUUUAAUUGCUACUCGGUUGAUUGGUAUACAAAAUUCUAUGUAUCGUAUAGGUCAAGACUAUAUUUUUGUGUCAGAUUUUGAUACAAAUGUCAUUUAUGUACUCUAUUAGCUUGGGUAUUAGUAUGAUACUGCUAUGAUACUGCUGAAUUGUUUGUGCGAUGACUGAUGAGAGUUGUCCUCGUAUAUUGUGAUGUUUUUUAUGUUAAGAUAUAAUACAUGAUCCUAUUAAGCUCUCCUUGCUGAGGAAUUAUAUUAUUGUGA